CUCCAACCCACCCAAAAUGUCUCCCAUCGCCAUCCCUCCCCCAACAGAAGACCCCUCCACCCUCCCCACCAGCAAAAUCACCCCACCAACCCACCCCACCAUCCUCCACGUCGACCGCCAACCCGGCGCCUUCACCAGCGGCGCCAUCUCGCUCGUCUCCCUGCCCGCCGGCGCCCUCUUCGCCAAAAUCGCCACGGCCACCCCGGCCAAAAAGGCCUACACGAGCGUCCAAACCGGCCGCGACUCCCACAUCGAGCUCAACUCCGACCUCGUCUACUGCAACCACUCCUGCGACCCGUCCCUCGUCUUCGACAUGUCCCGCAUGGAGGUCCGCGUCGUCGACCACCGGCCGCUGAACAAGGGCGAUGCUCUGACUUUCUUCUACCCCAGCUCCGAGUGGGAGAUGGACCAGCCGUUCCAGUGCUCGUGUGGUGCUGGGGAGGGCGUCUGUCGGGGUUGGAUCGCGGGGGCUGGACAGAUGGGUCAGGAUGCGAUUAAGGGAUACUGGUUGAAUCCGCAUAUUGAGGAGAUGGUUGCGGAGCGGUGGGGGGGUGCUCAGGCUUCUUCUUCUUCUUCUUAGAAUAUGGGGGCUGUCUUUACUAGAGUAUGGGGAUGUAGUAUCAUGUCGAAUGUGUAUAUACUUGCAUGAUAGAGUCGCAUUGGAUAGACAUUACUC
Messenger RNA from Aspergillus campestris IBT 28561, 676 nucleotides. RefSeq lists its product as uncharacterized. The record is from RefSeq and is a predicted model, not a curated record. Lineage: Eukaryota; Fungi; Ascomycota; Eurotiomycetes; Eurotiales; Aspergillaceae. The transcript has a single exon. The coding region runs from base 17 to 580 and encodes 187 amino acids.